AUGGCCGACGAGGAUUUUAGCAAACUUUUACAACAAGCUGAACAAUUAACAACUGAGAUAGAGGGAAAUGAAGAGCUGCCAAGAGUGGAACGCUCUUUAGGUCAGGUGUUGGAAGCUUCGCACGAAUUAUAUUCCAGAGUAAUACAAUCCGGCGCCAAUGAUAUUCAAGCCCAUCUGCUAUUUGGAUCAAAAGGCAUUGACCUACAACAAAUAUCACAGAAAUUGGAAACAUUGUCAUCUAAAAGGACCUUUGAACCCCUACAGCCUAUUGCUGAUUCUGAUAUUGAGAGCUUCCUCAAGAAUGAAAGGGAAAAUGCUAUUUUAUCACUCAUUGAUGAAGUUAACAAAAAUUCACUACAGACAACCGAGGAUCAAAAAUGGGAGCAUAUGUUAUCGGAGUGGAACAAAGAAAAAAUUAAGCUCAUGAAUGCUAUGAUUGGGCCCUCUCAGAACUGGCUUGAUUUGAAAAGAGCACCAGAACAGCCAAGUAUUGCUGAUGCACCAAAGAAGUUUGGUCACUCCAUGUUGGAUAAUAUUGAAGCAGCGUAUGCUAGACAGGUUCAGUUGUACAAUAAACUGGUAUUUCAAGGUGCUAAAUCUAAGACUGCCUUGUGUCAGAAGUUCUCACAAGUUGCCGAAGAGUUUAAUGACCCUAAAGUCAAGGAAAUGUGGGAGAUAAUAAAAACAAUGGCCAACAUCCCUGCUCUUGUGAGAGACGAAGAUCCAUUAAAAGCCAGAGGCAAUCCCACGAUACAGCAAUGUUUGAUUAGUCAAGGCAAAAAAUACUUAGAGAGGAGAUACAAGCAGUACAUGAGUGAUGUAGUCCGAGCUAACCCUGGAGCAGCAAUGAGAGGAGGCGAGCCGGGAACAUUUCCUUUAGUAAGAGGCUUUGUAGGGCUGCGUCUCCAGGGACAGAACACACAAGGGUUGACGGAUGGUGUGAUUGAUGAUCGGCCAUUGUGGCCUAUGGUGUAUUAUUGCUUGAGAAGUGGAGAUGCUAAUGCAGCACUACACUGUUUGAGGAAAGCUGGCCGAGACCAUGAAGAAUUUAUAGCAGCUCUAGAAGAAUAUAUAAGAGAACCUGAGAAACCGUUAAGUGAUAAGUUACAGACAGCAAUCAACUUCCAAUACAGAAUUCAAGUUCGCAACUCUACAGAUCCUUACAAAAGAGCUGUGUAUAGUGUAAUUGGAUGUUGUGAUGUUAGUGAUGAACAUUCAGAAGUUGCUCGUACAGCAGAUGAUUAUCUAUGGCUUAAACUGUCCAUCAUUAAGACUCGCCCUAACAAUGAAUCUGAAUCAUUUAGUUAUUCGGACUUACAGAAAAUGAUUUUGGAAGAAUAUGGAGAAACCCAUUACCACGCCUAUGAAAAGCCUCUCGUAUAUUUCCAAGUGUUGACAUUAACAGGUCAAUUUGAACCUGCAAUUGAGUUCUUAUCAAGAAUACCAAGAUACCAAGUUCAUGGAGUGCAUAUGGCGUUAGCUUUGCAUGAUGUUUAUAUGUUGGGGACCCCAAGAAAUGUACAGGCGCCUCUAUUGUCAGUGGAUACAGAUGAUCCUAUACCUCUCAGGCGUUUGAACUUGGCGAGACUUAUUUUACUUUAUGUUAGAAAGUUUGAAUUAUCCGAUCCAUCAGAUGCUCUCCACUAUUACUUCUUCCUGAGAAAUCUGAAAGACCCCAGUGGUAAGAAUCUGUUCAUGUGUUGUUGCACGGACUUGUCGUUGGAGAGCCGAGACUAUGAAUUGCUGUUUGGAAGAAUGGAUCCAGCGACCGGUCUUCGUUCAACCGGACUAUUAGACCAGUUUAACAAUCCUAAUAUUGAUAACACGGUCAUUGCCCUCAACGUAGCCGAACAGCUGGUGAAUAAAGGAUUGUUUGAAGACGCCAUAAUAGUUUAUGACAUUGCUGGAAACUUGGAGAAAGUAUUGGAGUUGUUUUGUGUAUUGCUGGCUCAAGUGGUGAGUAGCGGUGGUGCAUUACGAGAGCGUUUACGUUCCUUGUCUGAACAUGUGGCGCGACGCCUUCGUUCAGAGGAACUGCCAUCUUCCCACCUGGUUGAUGCUUACAAUAAGCUGUGCAAGUUGAUGACGUUCUUCGAUCAGUUCCAUGCUGAAAAUUACGAAGGUGCCUUGGAGACGAUUCGCGCUUGUGAGCUGGUACCUUUAAGCUCGGACGAGGUGUCGGCUCGAGUGGCUGGAGCGCGAAAUGCUCGAGGCGAACUAUUACGAGCACUCCCGGCUGUAUUACGAGCGCUAUGUCACAUACUGCUUGCUAUGAGGCAGAAGUUACGUACUGCACAGCCAACCCUAAGUGCACAUACUGCUAAUAAGCAACUAGAAUGGUUGAGAGAACAAGCUGAGGUUUUGAAUACAUUUGCUGGGAACAUCGCGUACAGGAUGCCCGGCGACACCUACAGCCAGCUUGCUCAGAUGCAAGUCCUCAUGCAUUGA
Messenger RNA from Danaus chrysippus (African queen), 2448 nucleotides. Lineage: Eukaryota; Metazoa; Arthropoda; Insecta; Lepidoptera; Nymphalidae. The record is from the annotation of a GenBank genome assembly.